UGUAUCUGUCAAGUCAAAAAAUACUUGCAGAGAUUGCAGACGUCGUAGUCGUAGUCUGUUUUCUGUCUUCAAUAACAUUAUAAUAUUCCAAUCAGAACCACAUCAGCAGUGCUCUGUGAGAUAACAAGGAUCAGUCUGGAAUAUUGAAUAAGAUAUUCUCCAAAAUUUCCUAAAAUGGCUCAGCAACAUGAAUUCAAAGUAGAAAUGACCUGUGAAGGAUGCUCCAAUGCUGUUCAACGAGUUCUCAAUAAAUUGAAAGGGCAGGGGGUCGAUGACGUUCAAAUUGACCUGAAAGACCAGAAAGUUUUGGUAGCCUCUACUCUAUCUGCCGAUGAACUUUUAGAAACAAUUAAAAAGACUGGGAAAGCGACGACUUAUAUAGGUGUCAAAGCAUAAGCGUGAUUACACUUCACAUCUUUAAACCCAUUUUUAAACCCCACGUGAACCUCAGACCAACGAAAUUUGAAAUAUAAUAUAUUCCAAAAUUAUUUAUAAUCAUAUAGCUUUUAUUAUUGUAUUCAUUUUAUUGCUGAGCUUAUACCAGGAAUGUGAUCAGAUAGCAGCUUUUUGUUCUAAAUUUAAGUUAAUUUUAUAUAUUAAAUGUAAUAAUUUUUAUUA
This is a messenger RNA of Nilaparvata lugens (brown planthopper), 618 nucleotides long. RefSeq names its product copper transport protein ATOX1 (gene Atox1). Gene Ontology annotation, biological process: copper ion transport. The coding region runs from base 175 to 396 and encodes 73 amino acids. The record is from RefSeq and is a predicted model, not a curated record. Gene Ontology annotation, molecular function: metal ion binding; copper chaperone activity. Gene Ontology annotation, cellular component: cytosol. The transcript has 3 exons. Lineage: Eukaryota; Metazoa; Arthropoda; Insecta; Hemiptera; Delphacidae.